Phragmites australis (common reed) is the source of this 1497-nucleotide messenger RNA. Its product is annotated as plant cysteine oxidase 5-like. The coding region runs from base 490 to 1227 and encodes 245 amino acids. Lineage: Eukaryota; Viridiplantae; Streptophyta; Magnoliopsida; Poales; Poaceae. The transcript has 6 exons. Gene Ontology annotation, molecular function: oxidoreductase activity, acting on single donors with incorporation of molecular oxygen, incorporation of two atoms of oxygen. The record is from RefSeq and is a predicted model, not a curated record.
GUCGGGCAACCAAUCACCGUACGGACCGAACGCAGCAAUUCGUUCACCGGCCGUGGUGGCCCCUUUUUCCCCUUUCUCCCGUGGCCUUCUCUCUGAAAGCGACCGACCGGUCGAACUUCCACGGUGCCGCGCCGCCCUUCGCCGGCGACGACCAGCCACCCGGUACCUCCACCGCCCUCGUCGUCGUCCUCCUCGUCCUGCUCCUCCCUUCCCUUCCUGUCUCGCGAAGUCGGGCACCCGGAACCCUAGACUGACCUUCUCUUUAGCGGCGGCAAAGGGGAACGGCGGUUGAGGGGGAGGUCGACGUCGGGCUCCGGCCUUCCUCUCUCUCCGUCCGUGGCUUCCUUCAAUCCCUGACCGGAGGUAGGCGCAAGGAUAGAGAACCUUUGAUCCAAAACAUCUGUGGAUCGAUUGAGCAGUCUUUCAGUUGAGCAGAGCUUUAAGAAGUUUGACAAUUGGUAUCUUCUCAAUAAUACAGUAAAUUGCAAGAUGCCAAAAAUAAAGAACCUCUCUAAUGCUUGUAAAGUAUCAUUUUCUCCAAAUGGGCCCAUAUCUGAAGAGGCACUUGAGAGAAUCCGUGCAUUGUUAGAUGGGAUAAGACCUUUAGAUGUCGGUCUAGAUAAUGAAGCACAAAUUGCACGCAGUUGGAAUAGUUCUUCACAUCAACCAAACGCGAGACGAGGACGAAAUGGGGCUAACCAGUUCGCUCCUCCGAUCAAAUAUUUGCACAUCCAUGAAUGCAAAAGUUUCUCUAUGGGUAUAUUUUGUAUGCCACCGUGUUCAGUCAUUCCACUUCACAACCAUCCUGGGAUGACUGUACUGAGCAAGCUUCUUUAUGGAAAAGUGCAUGCCGAAUCUUAUGAUUGGAUUGAUAUAGCUGAUCCAGUUGACCAAUUACAAGUAAGACCAGCAAAGCUUGUCAGAGAUUGUGAAAUGUCUGCACCAGAGACAACCAUUCUUUACCCUAAUAGAGGUGGUAACAUCCACACUUUCAGAGCAAUCACACCAUGUGCUCUCUUUGACAUCCUUUCUCCACCAUAUUCUGCUGAGGAGGGGCGGCACUGUUCAUACUUCCGUAAAUCCCUAGUGAAGGAACCACCUGUUGAUUUGCCCAGUGAAAUUGAUAGCUCAGAAGUAGUCUGGUUGGAGGAGUUGGAGGAUCAUCAGCCCCCUGAGGGAUUUGUUGUCACGAGAGGUCUGUAUAAAGGCCCUGUUAUAAGGAGAUAAUUUGGUUUGGAGCAUGUAGUCCACGAACCGUCAAUUCUACAGAACAGGAAUGAACGUUCAUGGUUUGAUCACCAUUUUAAUUCUGUGCCCACCGCUGGAGCUUUUCUGACGUAGUUGUGCGUCUCUAUCAGAUGAAGACCAUGGAGUACAUACUUCCGAGCAUAGUUUAUCAUAGCACUUGUCAUGUUGUAGUUGGUACAUCAAAUGGAACAAGGUUUCCACCUGAUGGUGAUUUCAGAAAGAAUUUGGUGUGGGGGUAUCAUUUUGUCA